Paramacrobiotus metropolitanus is the source of this 4314-nucleotide messenger RNA. RefSeq lists its product as uncharacterized. Gene Ontology annotation, biological process: positive regulation of protein polymerization; microtubule polymerization; microtubule bundle formation. The record is from RefSeq and is a predicted model, not a curated record. NCBI's taxonomy places the organism in Eukaryota, Metazoa, Tardigrada, Eutardigrada, Parachela, Macrobiotidae. The transcript has 16 exons. The coding region runs from base 235 to 4314 and encodes 1359 amino acids. Gene Ontology annotation, molecular function: tubulin binding. Gene Ontology annotation, cellular component: microtubule.
UUUUAUACAUGUCGAGAGAAAUCGUAAAUCUAUGUUUUUAAGCGAAAUAGUUGAUUUUAAUUUAAUGCUGCUGUAAUAUACAGCCUACGUGAAAGCUCUUACACUGUGGAAUCUUUCGAUACUUCGUAUCUGUUCUCUACGUUGAUGAUGAUCUUAUAAUUGGUAUUACUGUCUUUCCUUCGAAUUCGUAAUUUCUUACAAAUUGCUCUGCCGCGCUAGUUUUUAGCGGUUAAUAUGGGUAACGACGACAGUGCCCAGCCUCAUGUACAAGUUGACCAGUGGUAUUUGGAGUACAUUCAAGAUGCCAUUUCGACUAUUAAAAAACAGGAGAAGAGCCCCAGUAUUUUCCGCGUUAUUCAAGAACUGCAAGCCAAUGCCGAUUUUAAUUAUGAUUCUGGCAUCUUCGAAAAGAAUCUGGAGAUUUGCGUGGCGGCUGGACAUCUUUAUCGACUGCCUGAUCAUACGGCAACCACCAACAAAUUCUAUUCGGACAUCCUUUUUGAUUGCGCCGACUACAAAAAACAGCGCCGCUUCACCAUCACCAGGCCGGACGAUGUUCAGAAUGCGGUGUUGUGCGCAGUGAAUGAGCUCAUCCAGUCACAGGAAUCCAAUGAUGUUGGCGUCAGCUUCGACGAGAUUCAUAACUUCAUUAUGCAAACUUACAUAAUAGCCAUACCACCGGACGAUCUGCGUCGCCGAAUGGAAACAGCUCUGAAUAAACUGGCUAUGCUGCAACAAAUUAUUAAGCGCAAUCGACGGUACCGUCUCCCGGAACCACCUUCCGCUAAGCCUAAAAACCCGGAAAGCGAAAGUGUUGAUGUGCCGGCCCCGCCAAUGGAGAAUGGUCGGUCUGCGUGUGUUUCGGAUACAUCGAUGUCAUCAACAUCGGACAGCAGUGACGAUAGCCGGUCAUCUUCGCACUCUUUCUCGUCCUCGUCACGCUCCGACGACAGUAUUUCCAUUGGGUCGAAUAAAAAGCUGUUUCGGGCGUUCGAGCGAAGAGCCAAUUCGGAGCCACGGGCAGUUCUGGAUAUCAUUGAUAAAGCUGCAGCACCGGUUACGUCAGCCCCGCUGUGUGUCGUAGUGCCGGCGAAAUCUCCCGAUCCGCCUGCGGAGCCGUUGUGCUGCCUGCGGUGUAAUAAAUCUUCGACCACAAUGGAUCACUUUGACCAAUGCCAUAAUGGAUUGCUGCUAUCGGAACAGGAAACAUUUACUCUACAGGAGCGCAAGGCGCGCUGGUUUGCGGUAACGAAAAAAGAUUACAAGGUUCGCUGCGAAAAUGCCGGAUGCACCAAGCAGUUCCGGAAAAGUACAGACCUUUAUCGUCAUCUAAAAGUUUGCCAAUUUGGUAAGGAAGUCAAAGAAAACAGAGCUGCAGAAGAGAUCACCGACGACUGCCACGAAAGCGGUUUUUGCCCAAGUCCCGAGAUUGCACCCAGUAUCGUCCAGAAUGACGAAUCAGAAACCCAAAUUGGUAAUGCCAAUGCCGACGGAAAAACAAACGGUGCCUCAAGCAACAAUAUACAAUCGAAUGAUUAUGCUGAAGAAUCCGAGAAAGUUCCCAUACAAGUUGAAAAUGGUGAAAAAAAGAACAGCCACGUCCAGUUUAAUGGUCGGAAGGAGAUCAUUAAUUCAUUCGAGAGUGAAGAGCGCAGCAGCCAGAGUAAGCUCAGUACUAGGAAAAGAAACGGUUCGCAGAAUGGUCGUGGUAAGAGACUUCGUAAAAGCGCGGAAAAACUUGCCUCGGAGAGUGAAGAAGACGAGCAGACUCGCCGAGCCCGAGCCAUGAUCACAUGUGACCUUUGCAACCGGAUAAUCCAUCGCGAACAUUUCCUCGAGCAUGGCGAAGAUCAUAAGACGGCGAAAGUUACACAGCCUGAGAGUGCUCAAAACAAAACGAAAACCAAGGGAGGUCGCAAGAAAAAAAUACCGGCAGGUGCAAAGAAAACGGCGUCCGUGGCCGGUGGCGCUGUCACUGCCGCUAAACAAAUCGAUUUGCUGGAGGAAGAUCGAGAUGAAGCACCUGGCGCUGCAAACGAAACUGAAGGGGCGCAGCCGCUGCGAACCAGCACACCGGACGUUGUGGCCAUGACCAAAACGGUCAAUCGGAAGAGAGUGUUGUCAGCCUCACCCAUUACAUCAGCAGAUGAAGCUGAAGUGGCGGAAGAAAUUCCAGCAGUUAUUAAUACAAGAUCGAGUCGCGCCAAGAAGUCUGUAAAUACACGGUCAGUUGCCAACAAGAAAAAAAUACCGGCAUCAUCGUCUACCGAAGGUACAAAGGAAAAAGCGGUUGACAGCGUGCCAUCCAAAAAACAACCUCUGCUCCCGACACCGCCACCACAGAUCCCAACUAAAUCGAACACUGCUGAAAAACUGCGGUGUAAGUUAAAUAAAGUGCAGACGGAGAUCAAGAAGGCGACCUUUUUCCAAACCCAACUGGCCAAACGACAAGCGGCCAAGUCCCUGCAGGUGGCAGAACAGGCAACUGACAGCAGUGUUAAUCCGGCUGAAAUCUUACAGGAAAAAUCAAAGCCAAAUUGUAAAAUGGCUAUUAACUGGGGAAGUAUCGAUAGCAAUGUUGUCAACGAAAUCCGAUCAGAGUACGAAAAAUACGGCCGCUUCGGGGAUGACUCCUUCCAUGGUGACAAUAUUACACUGAAGAAUCUGGAUAAAUGGCUGUCGGAAGCGGGGGUUUUAGGUGACCGACUGUCGGCUACCGAUACGGGGAUUGCGUUUAAACGCAUACUUAGUAACGAACAAAGAACGAUGCCAUUCGAUAAGUUUAAGGACUUCAUUUCCGAUCUGGCACACAGCGCCAACCCAUCGAAUCCCGAUGCAGCCUUCAAAGACAUGGUUGCCAAGUUGCAUCAGCGUCGCACGCCCAGCAAAAACAGUGUCACGGAGCCGGUGAAAUCGGAUGUGGUGGAUCGGUUGACGGAUCCGGCCGGUUACACCGGCACGCAGCGCUUUAGUGCGGAUGGGAAAACAGUGGAUGGCCGGCACAAUUUACCUGAUCUGGAACAAGUGCGCAACGAUGGAUACGUGGCCGGCUAUAAGAACGCAGAAACCUACGAUCGUGACCAUAAUGUCAAUGUACGGGUGCCGAAAUACGACGCCGAAGAGGAACGUAAGCGACAGGACGCCGCUCAUCGCUACAACACAUCCAGCGAUACGACCCGCAACCGGGACCAGUCUGCUGCGGCAAGCAAACCCGCCAACUUGACGGAUGACUACCGGCUGCACAACCAGUCACCGCGUACCAAUCCGCAGGACACUGCCACACCCAAAUAUGAUAACGACUUGAUUAUCAACAACACCACGGAUGCGGCGCGCACAACCAAUACCCCGGAUACGGCACACGCCGCGGCGGCGGCCACUGCAGCCCGGCAUGACUACGGGCAACCACCGGAGACCAACAGCAGUAUUCUGCGGCGGGUGGCCAAUGAGACGCAUUAUACCGGUGCCGACGGGAGCGGUUUUCGUCCGGAGGAUGCUCAUCGUAAUAAUACGGAUACCGCCAAGACGGCGGGAAAUAUGGGGCGUGAACAGCGUGAGUAUGAUACCAACCGGGAUGUAAAGGGAACCACACUGCGUACAGACAUUGAUCGCCACAAUGACCGGGAAGUGCGAAGCCCGGUGACACCAGCCGGACUGAAUACCACUACGAAUCUGACGUCCAACCGAGCUGCUAAUGUGACUGAUGCCGCUCGGGCCGAGCAAACGCGAACCAAAGAUUACGCCACUAGUCCAGUUCGCAACGAGACGGUGACCGCGGAGCAUCACACGAACGCUCAGCGUGUUCCAUCUGCCGAUCGUCUGGCGGAUCGUAACGCUCCCGCAUCCUAUCAUCGUGACAAUAUUUCGGGUCAACCAGCCGAUUUGUCCAACAAAGACCGGGCGCGGGAACCGGCAUACAAUAAAAACGCCGAUGCUCAACAUACGCAUGCCAGGACCGAUUAUGGCCGAACGCACACCGAACGGGACGAACGCCAUGUGGAACGGCCAAACAUUGCGAAUGUCCGUACCGAUAGCAAUCAGCACCGCAUCGAAGCGGACGCACGGGAUAAGACCGGUUAUGAUCGAACAGCGGAAGCGGCUAAAGGUCAUACCGAGGUAGAAACACGAACGCUGCCGGCCACUAAUCUGGAGCAUCGAAGCGAGGGUCGGGCAACAUCACCCGGUGGGCGGGAGGCCUACUCGGAUGUACGCGCCAAUUACCGCGAAGGUCAACCGACUUACAAUGUAAGAGAACCCGCCGUCAGUUCUUUGGCGAUCAGCGAUUUACCAUCGCAAAACCAUAUGCCUGUGUUGUAA